AUGAACCACUCAACCGACGCACAUAAUUCUGAUGGCAACAUCGAUUCAGUCCUUCGUUCGUUCGUUGGGCCGUUCUGCCCUACCCGUGCCACCAACGAACAACAACAACAACAACAACAACAACAACAACAACAAGCCUCUUUGACAAUUACAUACCCACAAAUGGCUGCCUGCAUCGAACAACCGCGACAACUCCAGUGUCAUGGAGACUUUUGCCGGUUCCGAUUUGCCUCGCCUUCGCCAUCCAGUCCCAAUAAGUCCCAGUCCCAGUUUCACUGCCCCGUCCCUGGAACGCGGCUCGAGGCUCAAGUCGAUGUCGUCCGAGGUGUACAAGUGGACCUAUCUGGGGACUCCAGAUUCCAGACUCCGGAGGAGUCCAGAAGCCGGGGGUAA
Molecule: messenger RNA, 393 nt
Organism: Neurospora crassa OR74A
Lineage: Eukaryota; Fungi; Ascomycota; Sordariomycetes; Sordariales; Sordariaceae
Exons: 3
Coding region: 1-393 (130 amino acids)
Source: RefSeq, a predicted model, not a curated record